GUGAAAUAUACACAGUUUUAAAGUUCCCCAUUGGUCUUCAGUACCAGAGCACCAUUUAGACACAAUGGAUGUCAUAGCCCCUCAUGACAGUGGUAUCAUAUCAGAGUUGACACUGUAAACUGCUGUAUCUCAGUCCAUGCUGUAGGGGGUUAAUCGCCUCAAUAAAGCGUGUUAGCUUGCUUAUAGAUGCCAGUGUAUUUCGUACGUGGGAUGAAACACAGUCGUGCCUGGAUAACAGCUCCAGUUAGAGAGAGUAACUUUCCGUUUUGUUAGCUUUCUUCAGCAUUUGCAAAAUCGUGGGUGACUAUAUAUAGGUGAGUACAAAUUGGUACAAAUAAGCCUUUCUAAUAUCUUGAGUGUUUUUUAUCGCGACUAGCAGAUACAUCUUCACGUUUCUCUCUCUUUUUUGUACCCUUAACGUAGUUUCGCAGUUGAUAGCUAGUGCGGUUACAGAUAGAGAGGGCUGAUUUAGAUUAAGCCUCUCUUGGUUCGAAACUGCAGAUAAUAUUGUUUGCCCUCUAAAUUCGUACAAAGUUCAGUUACUUAAGUGAGUCUUGCGCCGUGCGUUCCGCUACGUUAUUUCACGCCAUAUGCUAGUGGAUCAUGAAAAAACGGAAAGAACAACGCCCUGUCGAUGCAGGCUUUAAAAGGACACACCGGAGACUCCUUCUAAAGAUUUUUGUUGGCUUUCAAAGACUACAAAGGUGGAACUUGAAUUUGUACGUACUUGCUUCAUAACGAAUGGCAAAAGGAUCCGAAUUUUUCGCCCCCACACGAAGGCACUGUUAAGAAAUGCACGUAAUUAUUGCUCAUUGUCGAUUUGCUUUAUUACCAGUCACAAGAAAAACGAACGAUAUGCUAAGCUCUUGGGUAGCGCGUUUGAUUCGGGCGCAUCCAAACUGAACGCAUGAUGGCUGCAUGCGUGGUUGCAAGGACUUGGCGUCAAUCUAGGUCAACAGUAGCUAUUGGGUAAAUCUAAUUUACAAUUGUCAGUCUCUUUCGAGAGUAAUCCAAACUUUAUUAAAUCAGUACAGUGGCAGAUAAACCCUAGAAGCAAAACUGACUUUACGAAAUUAAUUACAGAAACUUUGGUCAAGUCGAAGAGAUUGUAAACAAUAUUUGCUCCAACACUUUCAUGACCUCUUGGAGGAGGCUUAACACAGAGUCAAUCACGUCCCUUUUGAAUCACUACAGUUGAUUAUCAUAUGUAUUGGUACUCCGCGCAUAGCUAUCGUUUCAUAUAAAGAAGUGCUAAUAGGUGUUUUAUUCAAACAUAAACACUCGUUACCUUAUCUUUCGAUCUUAGACAAAUACCCGUUCACCACGACUGACUUCAUUUGAGUUAACUAGAUUGACAAUGGGAAUUACUGUUUAGUUUGCACGCGGAUCGUGGAGCAAACGGUUUUAAACAUGUUGAAACGGAGUGACUGACAGGUUGCGCAUUGACUCUCCAGUUUUUAAGAGUGCAAAAACACAACGCUGCCAAGUUUUUUAACACCUGACUAACAAAAACAAAGAAAACGCAAUAACUAGAAGCGGACCUGAGUUCUUUGGUAGCGAAAGCCGGAACCAUUUUGCUUCAUUGUUUGCAGGAUUUUUUUCAGAGUUAUUGAACACCUAGGACAAGUAGCUCUGACUCUUACUGCUUAUAAGUUUUUAUUGAAUGUUAGCCGAUCUUAUUUUCUUAUAACCUUUUCCUUGUCAAACACAACGACUAAGAGUACAACAGCUGUUGUAGACUGUAUUCUGGAUUGCCUUCAGGUGAUUGCUUACACUCGUGAUGAAUUACACUGCCUUUUGUUGUUGAUUCCUCUUUUUGGCACGGCUUCACCCUCAGUUUUUUAGUCGUGAGAGCCAAAAGGUGUAUUGCUUCAUGUCAUUUGUUUUAGGUAUAUAGGACAUGCAAGACAGUUUUCUCAGAGGAGACAAAAAAACUUAGAUAUUCCGCCUAUAUUGUAACACUCGGAAAACUUGCAGGAAAGUUCAUUUCCCUCGUUACAUCUAAGACAGCCGCCGUCGGAAAAACUAUCGUGCCUCAUGUGACAAAGGAACGAACUUCAGGGAACACUACACUUCGGAUAUUGGCACGAGGAAGCUCAUAUCGUAAUUGCUAAUUAUUUUUUAUCCCAGACUGUUUGAAACUAUAGUACUGAGAAGGUUUAUACAUUCCGCGGCAAUAAAACGUUUAGCAACUAUGUAAUUAACGUGUUGCACUUCCCCGAAACAAAAAUAUUUCAGUACUUUGCGGGGUUUUCCUGUUCUAAUUAUCCCAAGAAGUUAUUGUUUUGCUUUCUUUUGUUUCGGGUACCUUAAGUGCAAUUUAACAACUCUGGGGGCAUUGUCCUUUUAAUUUUGCUUUUUCAUGGCGUUAAAUCGGACCAACUUCAAGACAACUCGCCGGUUUGUUGUUAAGUAAUUCCCAGUGGAAAUUACCUUCGUGGGGGCUUGUGCAGACAAACUGCGAAACAAUGUGUAAUUAUAAGCCGAUCUUUGCUGCGAGUGAAAAAGACAAAGAAACAGACUUAACACACAUUUCACCACCGUCAUUCAAUAAAAAAAUCCAUAGCUAUUCUCUCCCAGGAGUUAACUUAAACGUGUCGGCACAGUUACAAGUUUGUCGACAAGGUAAUGGUCUGUAGGCACGUGUUUGACGAGGCUGAAACAUUUCAAGUUUUUUUUUUCCACUUUGAGAGACUGAGAAAUAAGCUGAACGUUGUUGCAGGAAUCUAUUUAACAUGUUUUGUGAUCUUCCUUAGUUUGGGACAACAUAUGGGAGUUCGCAUAAGGUGUAUGGAUAGGAUAUUACCCUUCUGUUUCGAAGAGCGUGAACAUACCAUGAUCUUCUGGGAAAAGAAUCUAAUAAUAGGGUGUAAAAAAGCGAUAGAUUUCAUAGUUUAAAUGACAAACAUCUACCAGUUGCCGUUAUAACGUUUGAUAACAACUGUAAUCGACCAAACAGGAAGUCAUAUAAUUAUGCGUACCUAAGGCUAACCGAGUGACGUAGAAUGUCACUUGGCCUGAUAGCUUCACAUCAUAAACCUGCAAACUUUAAUUAAAAGAUCCGGGCAAUGUCUUGCAUGUGUAAAGAAUACUUUUGUACGUUGAAUACAAUUGUUUACCUUAGUUUACUUGACAGUUCAUUUUGGCCCCCAGCGUGUUUGUGUUGUCGAAUAAUUGUAAAUUAGUUGCUUUGUUCAAAGUCAACCUUUGAAGACAAAGUUAACUGGCCUUGGGAAGUGGGACGCUACGUUGUUUGAGCAGACAAACUGCCCAGUUUACGGUAAGAUUACUUACGUUUCUGGAAUUCUUUUAACACUCCAUUCGUGUCAUAAAAAGCACUACAACGCUAUUGUAACGAGAAACUGUUCACUAACAACUAAACCUGUUUCGCAAAACGUCAGUUUCGUGCUUUCUUACAAACGGAGCUCACACAGCUAGUUUUGCGCGAAUUUCGCGUGGCAUUGACAACAUUUAGCGACAGACGCGUCAUUAUUAUAUAGUACAUUGCAGUCAACAUAAUGCGAGAAGCACCUUAAACUAUGGAGACUUGCGUUCGGAAUAUUUGAGUAAGUGGAAUCUGCUAUUAACCCAGCCUUGAUGUUUCGCCAAGAUGAUAGCGCGUACAAUUAAAAUAACUGAAGUCAUCCGGCGCACAUAUCAGUGGAUUGCCCUAGUCCUGUUUCAAGCUCAAAAUCCUACCUGUUCUAUGCGGAAUCUUAUCGUCAUGUUAAAUCGUUAAAAGAAAUUCCUUGAUAUAGCAUUUGGCAACCGCGUGUAGAUGGUUAGUAUACUGAACCACAGUUUAUCUUGCAGUCAGCCUAGUAUUCUUGACUCUGCUUCGCCUAAACAGAAAACACGUGAAAAUUGACUAACUUGACAUCGGUCAUUUUUUUUUCUUUCCCUGACCUCCAAGCUUAGUAGCCGCACAAUCAAAAGCAAUGAAGCUAUAAAUCAUUUUGCUGCUUGAGCUCUAGCUGAAGUUAUUAAUAAUUAUUAGACUGGUAGAACUUUUGAGCAAGUCGUGCCAAACUGUAUUGCAAAAAGAUUUUUCGGGCGUUGUUAGUAUUCGAUUCUCCAAGCACUAAGAUCCAAAAGACCGCAACAUGCUUGCCAAAACGUUUUCUAGUACCAUAGUGUCGUGAGGCAAGGAUCACUUAACGCUGUCCUCUUUCAGACCAGUAGGCUUCAUUUUUCGUGACCCUACAUGAUUAUUAACAUAAGGUGCUUGCCACUUUUAAAUAUUAUCUACAGGAUAAUAAACCUUACCACUCAAUUCAUCAUUUUUGUGUGAAAAGUUUCGAUUUUACAUGAUCCCAAACUAAAAUCUUUCAUCAUGAACAAUGUGUACACUGUCAUGAUGCACUCUAUCCGAUGUUCGUAAUUUUCUAUAAAUAUAUAUAAAAAAAUAUUGUUAGAGUCAAGACGUCCACAACAAUAUGUUUUUAAUCCUGAACGGUGUUUCCGGCCUUCUUUCAGAAUCAGACCUUUUAAAACCUGUAAAAAUGAAGUGAACUUGAGUUUGUGGAUUCAAUUCUAAGGCGUGACCAUUACGUAAAGUAAACGAAACUUUUCGCUGCUUCCUGGUUCAGUUUCUUUUGUUUUGCUUCAGAAAAAAAAAUACAUCAUCUUGUUUUUAUAAUUAGCUACACUUAAAAGCUGAAACAGGUGAGAAUGAGAGAUUUUGCCCCCCAAGAAUAAACGUAGUUUUCACUUAGAUAUAGUAAAUGGAUAAUAUAGAAUGGAAAAAAAUUCGGGUUAGGCUGAAAUGUGUUCUCCAAAAGCUUUAUCUUUGCUGUCUCGUGGGAAGUUUAAAAAAAUAUUUAUAAAUGCAUGGGGUGUGGUUUUCUAAUGGCAUAGUUCAUUGCAGGUUAGUUUAUAAACGUAAUUAAAAGUCAUUAGAUAUUACUUGCACUAAUGUUCUUAAUUGAAGUAUCACAGACGUGAUUAGAUAAACGCAGUAAGAAGAGAAAUGGUGAACUUUUUGUGGAGGGUGCGUUUUCAAAACUUUUCAAUGAACUUGAAACGGAAACUUGAUUGCCGAAGAACCUAAUAGUUCCCAGUGCGUACUCUCUGAUUUUGGAGGAAAACUAAAGUACUGUUCAACGGAUUUUCUUUCCGGAAGGAUUACAAGCAGAAUAGAAAAGUUGGAAACUUUGUACAAACUAACAGGCACAGCAGAAAAUAAUCUUCUGUAGCUAUAUUGCUAAAAUGGUCAGGCCUUGAGAUUUUAUCCACGGAAUCGAAAGAGAGGGUUAUUUUGUUCAGCAUAAUAACAAAUACUUUCGUCGGGAAAGUGCUGCUUAGUGCAUGGCAUAAAUGAUUUAUUUCAUGCAUCGUCAAAUUCAAAAGUUAGCCUUCAACCAACUUGUACAGCAUAAUACAAGACAAAGUACUGUUUAGGAGCUUUUAUUUGGAAGAUUACACCUAGGAUUUCAUUCAUAAAGUGUAAUGUAAAUUCAUGUUCAUUGUCACAGGAAAGUAUUGCCUCAAUACAGCCACUAUACCAACGAGCAUAUUCCGGCCUCACAUCUUAUAAUCAGCGAUCAACAUCCUUAUUCUCACGGGCUUUAUAGUUGAUCAAGUAUUGGUAAUAUAAGGAGAAAAUUGAUCUUAGUCACUACGUCAGGGCUAAAGAGUCAAGGGCUUGUUCAGGGAUAUUAGUCAAUACAUGUCAAAGUUCAUAUUACUUUUCCUCUUAAGAUAUUGUUCUAAUUAAACGCGGUCAUGUAUAAUUUGUUUUCUUUUGAAAAGAACCCUUUCAUUACCCAUCAAUAACGAGUUUUGACUUUUUAUCGUAAGAAAACAUUGCACAAACUCCAUAAACCGUCCAGAGCAACCUUAGUUUAGCACAAGUGAGUUAAAUCCAGUUAUCGAACUGUCAGGCUAUAAAUUUCCUCCAUUUAUACUAGCCUCCCACUGAAUCGAAUAUCAGUUAUAGAGAUUAGAUUAAAACUAUACCCCAGAUGACGAAAGCUCACGGCAAGUUCAUCGUUUUCUUAGAUUUCUCGUACCGUGAAAUUGUCUAGUCACUUUCGUAUUACACCUAACCGGUGACUUUAAUGAUGAUCGCGCCGUUUCAGGGGUUUCAAUGAUCAAAAGUAGAUCAAAUUUAUUUUCCUCUUGAGAGAAGUUUAGUAAACGGAAAUUUUGGGUUGUCGUGAGAAUCACAAUAAUUAAGUUUUCACUUGGCACCUUUUUAUAACCGCUGCGGCUCUUUAAGAAUCCUUUUAAUUCACUUUUAAUAGCGUGUGUAAUUAUUGGCUAACUUCCGUUCUGAAAAGUUUAAAUAGACCUCCUACUGCGUUCUUGUACUUACAGGCCUUUGUUUAACAACGGCAGCUGUUUAUAAGUUUAGAUGGCUGCUGUGAAGUACAUUCAGGAGCCCCUCGCUUUAAACCGCGCCGAUCAAACAUCGUAUAGACUUCUUUGGGCUCCUGGAUAGAAUACCAUUAAUUUGAGCCAAAAGCGCGAAGGCAGUAACUUGUCAAAAAGUUUGUUGUUUUUGCGCGAUUCCUUCUUAUUUUGCAUAGCCGAAGACAGAAAUUGUCGCCACUGAGCGUUGGGUACCGAUUCCUUUCAUAAAAACGCCUUCGGAUCGUAUUUGCGUGUGUUGUGUGUGAAUUUCUUUUAAACAGUUGAAGCGAUCGUUCGUGCACGCUGUUGACUGUUGUUAAAUCGCCGCCUCGUUUCAAGCAGUGACCCUUUGAUCUUCAAGCUGGGGGUUUGACAUUCGGCGCGAGGCUUUUUGUGGAACGUAAGCAAAUAUUGGAAACGUGAUACGACAAUUAUUUAAUUUACUUUAGAGGGAAACAAUAUAAGCGUUAUGAUUUUUAUUGCAAAUUGCUUGAGGCGGCUUGGAAUUCGCUGAGAAUUUUUAUGUGAAACAGCAGCAGUAGUGCGGUGAAAAGACCAAGCCCAGCACCUUUAAAUUUGGUCCUUUGACGCAUUGGCGAGGUAACUUUAUGAAACGACUUAGUUUAAGUUGAUGAUAGCAAAAGACUGCGUGGCAUAUACUCGGUUGCUGGAAAGCCACUCGAUUUUAAACUGACGGGAAGUGCUAAUUCUUGAGAGUUAAUGACCUUAUCUCCUUAAUCACUGGACAGCACUUUCCCACUUAUCCUGAGAUCCCAUUUAGAUAAAUAAAAUCAUGCUAUCAGGCCUCUUAAUCAUACUAACUCUCUUUUUGUCUCAGUUUACUGUGAAAGAUGUUGAUCGCUCGGCUAUGCUGUGUAUUCUUUGGGACAACGGUUUGUCUGGGACUACCGUCAACGUACGUGAAGAGCAAUUCCAACUCAAAGCGUUCGACGGAACUGUUUCAAACAACAGAACAGGCCUUCUUGCAGAAGAUGGGUAUGAAAACGCGCCCCAACCCGAAGAAAGGAUGGAAAGACAGAGUACCACAGUUUAUCCUUGAUUUGUAUCACAAUCAUAUCAAUGACCCUGAGUGGAUUUCCACGAAUUUCAAACAUAAGGGAAAAUGGACCUCGGCUAACACGAUCCGCGCAUUUCAGCACGAAGGUAAGCUAAUCUAAAAACACUUAAAUGGUUGAAGCUCGGAGCAAGAACACGGAAAAACAAAAAUAUUGUUGCAUGUCCCAAAAUACACCUAGAUAGCAUAUGUGUCAAUAGCUUUUAUUUAGAUGAUCGUACAAGAGGAUUUAACAAGCUUAGGGUAAGAAUUACAUACGAAUUACAUGACGCAACUUCAACCGUGAGAAUCAAGCGGAAACAAAACAAUACUGACAAGAGCUAAUAUUUUGCCAUGGAACCACUCCGGCUUUGCGACCAUGAAAUGGGAAACAAAGUAAUUCGCGAUCAGCCUUCCUUCUUAGGACGCGAGGGGAAAACGAACUUUUGCGUUCGCACUGAAAACAAAGAACGCCUGGCCCGGCACUCGUUGGGACCAAUGCGAAGCGAGUCCACUUAAUUUCUUCCUGAGCACUCCGUGAGAACAAGAAGUAGCACGAUUCCCUUUACCCCCUGGCUUAAACCCUAAUUUCGUGAUGUUUUGCCAGUCACGUAUUUCAUGUCGCUUCGGUCAUAUGGCGAAGUGCUUCAUUGAGUGGAAUAUGCGACCAUUCAUUUUUUUUUUCGGAAACUUUUGCAUGACUUUGCUGUGACGCCGUUUAUUGCAGUCAAUACUUUCCCAAAUGCCUUUUCAACAUUCAGCCUCAGGGAGAAUAGGUGUUAAUAACUCCGAUUAUUUCUGUUUGUACAACAGGUGACCAUCUGGCCACUACAGUGUCGCAAUUGUCUCCGAACAGAUGGAACCUCUUUUUCGACCUUUCGUCUGUACCAGAUGUGGAAACCCUUACUGCUGCAGAGCUCCGGUUGACGUUUUCAACUGUAAAGAACGCUUCGAGGAACGCUAUCGCAACUACGAAACAGCAUCGUGUUAAAGUCUAUCAAGUGCUUCUCCCAGGAACAGCUGGGCAACCUGGCCUGACACGAUUAAUAGAAACAAGACUAACAUCCGCUAAUGAAACUGACAACUUUGACAUAAGACCUACUGUUCAACAUUGGUCACAAAAUCCCGGCGAAAAUUUUGGCCUUGAAGUGCAUUUGGACACUACUGGAGAAUCUCCAGUCGUUCACUUGAACAAUAACGGGAACGCUGCAGCAGAGAAAAAGCCUCUUCUGGUCACGUUCAGUCACGACGGAACGCAACACGUCUAUCGCCGUCGUAAACGGCGAAGCGCGGGGAAAACGAAAGUUAAGAAUGAUCGCAAUUUCUGUCAGAGACAUCCUCUCUACGUUAACUUUGUGGAAGUUGGAUGGAACGAUUGGAUUAUGGCGCCGCCAGGUUAUUCUGCUUUUUACUGCAGCGGCGAGUGCCCCUUCCCAAUAGCGGAUCACCUGAAUACCACAAACCACGCCAUCGUGCAGACCCUUAUGAACAGUGUCAACGCUGAUGACGUUCCACCAGCGUGUUGUGUGCCUACAACAUUGGACCCAAUAAGUAUGUUGUAUUUAAACGAACACGGUAAAGUUGUGCUUAAAAAUUACCAAGAUAUGGUGGUGGAUGGGUGUGGUUGCCGGUGAGCGAAUUAGGAGAACACAACAGGGAGCCAGAAUUCGGCCCGCAGUAAUAGUCUUCUGCUACUACUGACUAUACGGCCUCUAGUGCCUCUAUCUUUGGACUCAAGGCAGUCAAUUUUACCCCGAAAGGUCUCAACGCGAAAGGCAGGACCACUCGACACUUGGUAGACGAUAUAGCCUACUGACAGACGACUAAAAAGCCCUUUUAUACAGGUGUAUGUAUAUCAGACAUUUUACCAAAAGCGGACACAGUCAAUCAAAUUGAUCAUGCACCUCUCGGAAAAAUUAUUCAUAGUCUAGAAACCGUGUUGUACAUAGAGACUGUCAACUAUACAUUAAUAUGUUGUUGACAAAUUAAAAAAAGCCAGCAGCGAAAGAUAGUAGAACUUUGAUCUCUUAGGUCAAAGAUAAAUUAAAAUACCUAUAAUUGUAUCUGAAAUGGUUUUAUCCAUUCGUUUUAUAUAUCUACAGCAGGAUUUAUAUAAAACUUAGUAAUAAACAAAAUUUAUUCCCUUGGUAAAAUUGUUUUCGGAAAACUGAAAGAAAUAAUGAAAGAGACCUCAGUUUUCUGAGUGUACAGAAAGUUUCGUACAUAAAAUUAAGUAUUAAACAUGUUGAAUGCUACUAAUUGUCCGAUACAACCGACAUGAAAUAUUACCUAUCAGGCGUUCUAAACAUCUCAAAUUAUCCAGAUAAAGGGCUAUUGAUUGUAAUUUCAGUGUUGUUUCGUUUUCUUUCUUCUCUUUAUUUUUACCAUUUCAUUUAACCAUUAAUCUGGUACUUGCGUAGUGGGUCGUUCUAUUCUAUGCAGGAAAUCAGUUAACCCUUUUAAUCAUUUAACUUUAAAGGCCUGCAAUGUUGUAGUUACUUUUAAGUCUGGGCAAUGUGACCAAUCAAAAGAAACGUCUUCAGCAG
Porites lobata is the source of this 9954-nucleotide messenger RNA. Lineage: Eukaryota; Metazoa; Cnidaria; Anthozoa; Scleractinia; Poritidae. The record is from the annotation of a GenBank genome assembly.